Messenger RNA from Apis cerana (Asiatic honeybee), 11455 nucleotides. RefSeq lists its product as uncharacterized. The record is from RefSeq and is a predicted model, not a curated record. NCBI's taxonomy places the organism in Eukaryota, Metazoa, Arthropoda, Insecta, Hymenoptera, Apidae.
AUGGUUCAAGAAUCGGACGGACCAGUCACCGUGGCUUCGUACAGGAGAAGACAUCAGCUCGCGGAGGAGGUGCCGGGACUGUACAUUCGGCGCCUCACUCUCGAGGACCCCAGGAGCGCGAGGGAAGCCUCGAGUUCAAGGUCGCAGUCUCCGCCACGCCGUAUCUGUCAUCCUACCACCACCGGUUACGCGCCCUCCUCCAGAAGAUUCUCCAGUUAUAGGUCGUGGUUGGAGAGGAUCCGGAAGGAGAGGCCGCCGUUCUUGACGAUCGUCUCUCUGCAGCUGCCAGAAUCGCCGAUCCCGUUGAUCGAAUCGCAGGCGAGCGCGCGAUCCAGGGGUGUGGGAAACAUCGGGGACGACGAUGGCGAGGAGAGGGUCGGCUCGUCGGCGAUCGGUGGCGAGACGGGGACAGUGGAGGAGUUGGAACGAGGAGGCGGUGGAAGGAAGAGGAGGCGGUGGAGGAAGCGCGGCGGAGGGCGCGCAAGGGGAGAGGAGUUGUUGGAAUGCACGAAAGGAGCAGCUCCAACCCUCGAAGAAUGCAGCAAGAACGUUGUCGAAGGUCCGAGAGGCGAGGUACGAUCAUCGAGGCUCGAUCUCCGCGACGCGGCGAGAUGCGUCCGUGGCGAGAUGUCCGGAAACGUUGGGGUGGAGAUCGGAGAAGGGACGGAGGAGGGUUCCAGCCCGGAAACGACUCGCAACACCAUACGGAUCGCGAUGAGGCGCGCGGGGUGUAGGAGGAUCGAGAGCGGCGAGAUCGAAACGGAAGGAAACGGAAGAUCGAGGCCGGAAAGGAGUGGGAGAAACGGCGUUGAGAGGAAGGAGGUGGCCGAGGAGGAUGGCGAAGGUGCGAACGACGGCUUGGAUUUCACGUUGAAUUGCAGCAGCGUGCGACUGAUGUAUCGCGACGCGAGGCAGAGGAACGGUGAAAGGCGACAGAGAACGGAAACGCGGAAUUAAUCUGCGCGAGCUUUGUUCGGGAAUCGCUCGAAAUUCGUGUACUCGAACAAUGGAGGGUCGUUAAUUGUUCUUUCCGAUUCCGAAUGAAAAAUGUUUCCGUUUCAAGGGGGGGGAGGGGGGUGUAAUGAAAACGGGCGUUGGAAGAACUUGGAUGGAAAGUUAAUUGAGAAAAAAAGAAGAGAGAAAAAAAAGAAAUUCGAUUAUUCGUCCAGUCUGUGUUUACGGAAUGAUUUGAAAACACGAUAUUUCAAUAAUUCCAAAGAGCGUAGAAAUUUCAAUUUGAAGUCUUGGCUUCUUGUUAUAUCGAGAUACAUUGUGCUCGAAAUGAACCACGAACCAAUCAUGUUAUAUUAAAUAUUUUCGAAUAUAUACCUCCCCCCCUCCUCCAUGUAACCGCAAAUUAAAUAAAUAAACACGCGGGAAAGAAAGGAAAGACGCAACGACGAUUCGACGACGUUCGAUGUACCAAAAUUGUGAAUUCGAUCUUUUUGGUGGAAAAAAAUGUGAUCGUGACGGUCGAGCGGUAUCGAAACGUGGAAUUAUGGCGGUAAGGAGCGCGGCGACCAAGCAGAAAGGAAUCCGGGCCGUGAAGGAUCGAUCCCCGAUCGCGGGAAGAUCCGAAUUAAAGGAAUUCCUGCGCCACGAUCGCGUCGAUGCCAUUAGCCUCCAUUUCUUCCUCCGGUGAAAAAAGACGGGAAGAUCGCGGCGGAGGAAAGCUUUCGGGUCCAGGGCCGGCCGAAACCAUGAAUCUCUCGCGCGGUAAUAAAUCGCGAAUCGUUCCCUUCAUUUCCACGAAACGCACACCAACGUGUACGCACACUCUCGCGACCGCGCCCAGUUAGCCUAUUAAUUAGCUCGCCUAAUAAAUCGCGACUGGCCCCCGGCAACGAGACAGAGAGAGCGCUUCACCCAUCGUCCUCCUCUCCUCUCGUCCAAAGAAAGAAGAAGAGCCAAAACACGCGGGCGAAGAAGAAGAAGAAGAAGCGUACGAGUUUCGUCUCGCGGUGGACCGAGCACAAGAGAUGAGAAUCUCGAAUCUAGGCUGGCCCCUUGGAAGGCCAAGCCAGUCCAAACCGGGUGAGAGAAGUUGGCCAGCUUCUCUCCUCUUCUCGUCCCUCCUCUUCUCUUCUCUCUUCCUUUCCCUCUAGUGUCUUCCCUUCCUCCUCCUCCUCCUUCCCUCCCCCUCCUUUCCUCUUCAACGCCUGGUCCCUGCUCCUCCUCGCAUUUUUAUUUUGUCUGUGCUGUGUGCGCUGCUCCUUCGUAGGGCGAAAAUGGUUCAUGGCCGUUCCUAACCGCCGAUUUCGUCGCGGACAUCCUCGCCGCAGAGGAAUCGACCUCUCCUUGCUUCUCUCCUUGCUUCCACCGACAAUCGUUUCGACCACGACAAUUUUGCGCCGUGUAUGUAUCCUCCUCGAAAUCCCUCCCCUCCUCUCCCUCGAGAAGAUAGAAUUUCGGAGCGGAGAGAAUUCAUUGUGCGUAGGAUAGAAUAGAUCGGGGCGGGCGGGGGAGGACGGAGGGAGGAUUGUAAUAGGUAACGAUUCGAAGACGAAAAACGAUCGAGUUAAGUGGGUAUUUUAGCGAGUACUUUGCUCCGUUCGGUAACCGCGACCGAGUGAAAACAAAAAAAAAAAAAAAUGAAAAAAAGAAAAAAAGUAAUGACUCGAUGAGGUAACCGGACACGAGGAUCAAGAAAAAGGAGGGACAUCGUUCUAUAAAGGGAAAUAACGACGCGGGGGAACAUUCGCUUAUGACACGGUAAUUACGCGAAUACAAUGAUUAAGCGAAUUUCUAGUUCUCGACCGUCUUUUUACUUCCGCGAUUCGACCGGGGAAAGGACUUACAACAAGGGUAUAAAAGUGUCCAUUAUUCUUCUUCUCUCCGCGAUUCAAUGGAUGUGAAACCAUCUACCUAUUAUCUAUUAAGAAGAUAGUGAAUUUCUUUCUUUUUUUUUUUUUUUCCAAAGGAAUUCAAACACCAAAAAUUAUUUUCGCCUGCCCAAAUUUCCAUCUUUCACAGCCGUAAUAAUAACGAUAAUUCAAAACAAAAUCUUUCAUUCCUCGAACGAGUUUCUUUCCUCCACUCUCGAUUCUCCAAUUCUUUCCUCGAGAAACGAUUAUUCCCUUUCUUCCUCCCGAUCUACAUUUCCUUUUCUUCAUUUUUUUUCCUCUUUUUCUCCAGCCCGUUUCCACUCUCCUUACCUCAUCCUUGAAAUCGAUUAGCGUGUUUACUCGAUCGAGACGCGGCCGGAUAACGCGAGAACAUCGGCCACGUCCAAUCGCGCGAGUCUGAAAAGACAAAGACGACUUUGUUGGUCGUUGAUGAGAUCGUGACGCCUCCUCCUUUCUUCGUCUUCUUUUUCUUCUUCUUCUUUUUCUUUUUCUUCCCCCUCCCCCCUCCCUACUCUUCUUCAUCGUCCGUUCUACGAUUAGAAGAGUGGAAGAGACGGAAGAGCGAAUAAAAGGAGGAAGAACGGAGAGAGGAAAUCGGCGUGUCGGAUGCCGCGCGCGUUAAAGAGAAAGAGAAUGGGGAAAAAAGAUAUUUCGCGUGUUAUUGCGUUUCGUGGCCGUUUCGAGCAACCGCGCGGCAGAUUUGUUCGAUUCCUUGGAAAUUAUCGAACCAGUUCGUUCAAUCGAAUCACCAUUAUGGCGAAUGGGUCGCUCGCGGGGCACGUGGUUGCUCGUAAAACUCGAUAGCGCUUGUUUGUUUAACGAUUGCCGGAUUGGAGAGAGAGAGAGAGAGAGAAAGUGUAUAUUCUCUUUCGAAUUUUAAUUUUAAUUUACAAUUAUUAUCGUUUUAGAAAAUAAUUGUUAAAGUUUCGUUUAAAGAAUUGCGUCGAUAGGUAUUAUAUCUCGGAUGAUUUUGUUCGCGACAGGCAAUACAGGAAAUAUUUUAAUCCGGGAACAAGAGUUUACGAGGACAAAUUAAGUCUCUAUCGAUCACGCGGACAACGAAAGCAGUUGUAUCGCGCGAGUUGCCAAAGAAUCGAAGACCAACAAAGGACACUGUUAACCAAGAUAACGGCCCAAUUAAAAAAAGCCAAGUGAUAAGUCUCGAUUCAAACGCUGACACUUUUAUCAGUACGGUUUCCUUCCAUUAUCUCGCUUUCUUGGAUCCGAUGAACCUCUCCUCCUCUCUCUUUCUCUCUCUCUCUCUCGUAUCACGGGUCGUGAAUAUUUCCAAGAACUUCAUAAGGAUGAAAAUAAUGGUCCGUUUAUCGUAUUAAACUGUAAUAUCGGACCCAUUUAUUAAAUUCUGAAUGAUCGGCCUUUCAACCACGUAAGAAACGUAAGGAAUUACCAUAGUUCUCGCUUCAACUAAAAAGGAAAGAAAAAAAAAAAAAUAGAUAAAAGUUGUCGAACCGAGGGAUUAACAUAAACUGGGUGCGCUGGGAGUCUCGCUACCCAGGAAUAAUCCAAGUCACGUUCCGCCCAUUCCUUAUCCCUAAAUAAAACGAGAAAUCGAGAGACUUUAUCCGUCUCGUUAUUAGAAAACUAACGACGUUUUCUCGAUCGGUUUUAAUUCGACCGCAACCGAUCGCCGCGAUUCCUCCACCACCGUAUAUAAAGUAUCUCCCGUAGAUUUCGUAUCUCUUUCUCUCCGCUUCUCUCCCCUCCCUCCUCUCCCAUCCGGAUCUCUCCCCGUCUCGGUAUCGAACUCUUUUUCCUUUACGGGCCAUUAGAAUCGCUCCAAGCUCCGAUAAAACUGGACCGGGAUUGCUCUCUCGCUCACGGGUUCCGCGGACGUUCGCGCUCCGGCGUUCAUUACCUCGAUACGAAAUUAAAGAUCAAAGUUUUCAGCGUGUCGCGUUUUAACCGGUUCCAACGUGGAUCUAUCUCGCCUCACCCGACCCAACGCUCCAACCACGCGACGACACAGUUCCAAAUUAAGAUAUCGCCCAUAUCCCGCUCCUUUAAGUGCCUCAGUCCUCCCCCCUUCCCCCCCUCGCUCGAUUACCCCCACGACAGACACCGGACAACAAUUCCGGACCAUUCGUUCAGAACUUUUCAAACUUUGUCCGACGCGAACAACCUUUUGCUCGGCAACCGCGUUCCACUCCCGUUUUCCCAUCCAGUCAGGAAUCACGAUUUAUCCCGGGACACGCGUACAGAUACCACGUAUCUGUCCUCGCGCAUUUACUUUUUUUCAUAUAACGUCGCUGAGUCUUCCUCGUUUCCUCGUUUCCUUCAAAGCGAAGAGAAGAACUUAGACGCGAUCGCGUGACAAAAUCGGAUCCUCGCGUGCCGAUCCUUUUGGCGAAGGUUUAAUUAUCGGUUCGAUAGAAUCGGAAAAAAGAAAAAGAGUCCGCGUCUACCGUUAAAAAAAACGGAGCUCGAGUCCCGAGAACGAGAAUAAAAGUACAAAGUAUUUGGUGGGGAAGAGAAGAGGGAGGGUGAGGAGGAAACGAAGAAGAGGAGGAAGGGGAAAGAUGGAACGACGUAGCGCGAUACUUUAAAAUGAUCAUCGCUUUAAAGGAUCGGAGAAUGGGCGGAGGGGGUGGAAUAGAGGAGAUAAAAGAAGUAGUAGAGGUAUAUCCUUGAUGAGCGAUCGUUAUCACGAUGAAAAUGCAGUCUCGGGAUCGAUCCACUGCAGUCGAUUCGUCCCUGGGCUUCUUUUAUUAGACUGCCAAUUUCGCGGCGCCUCCUCGCUUCCUCUCCCCCUCCACCCUUCCCUCUCUCCCUACCACCUUCUUCUCCUUCUCCUUCCCUCUUCCCUUCCCUUCCCCCUAUAUAUCCGUUUCUCAUCCGUCCAUAGUCCAUCGAGUUUUGUCUCGUUCGCCUUCCACUCUUCUUCUUCUUCUUCUUCUUCUUCUUCCACUCGCUUCAUUUUUCUCUUAACUCCUCCCAAAUCUCGUUAAUUUUGCUAUAUAUAUAUAUAUAUACACGCGUCGCUGUUUGGAGAGGAAUUCCGAUUCACCGAGUUCGCAGCUGGUUUCCGCCAGUUUAUCUCGCUCGUGAUGUCACGCGACGGGAGGAGGAGGAGGAGGAGGCACGUGUUCCGAAGGAACAUCGUCCAAAGAAUCGUACGCAUUAUGCGUACGGGGGAGUCGUCGAUUUCACAGGGGGAUUCUUGUUCGAUCGAGCUGAAAUCGAAUAUAAUUUCUCUCGAGAGGAGAAAGGGAAAGAGGAAACGUGGGCGAGUCCGGUAUUUAACUAUGCGUGAUUCGCGAAGCUUCCGCGAAAUGCAAUCCGCUCUCGAAAUGACUCCUUCUCGCGCCAUCAUUUAUCUCGAGCAGAUCCGACCGCUUGGAAGAAUUUCUGCAACUCCAGACGCCGUUUUUAUACACGUGUACGUAUAUAUAUUCUUUUAAGACGGUGAGGGGGAGGAGAGGGAUUUCAAUUUUCCUGUCACCGAGCCCCGUUCCAUCAAUCUCGGGAACCGUGGCAUCCAAGUGGAAAACGAACUCGAUGACUUCCCGGUAAAAAGGCGUUUCUACGAGUUCUACCCACUUCUUCUCUGCGAAACUAUAUUCGAUACCUUCGAAUAGAAAAACUGCAUCGUUUAGAAUCCUACUUGGAAUUGUUAAACUUUAAAUAAUUCUACUCCUUUCCUUUUUCUUUCAGGGUAAAAAUCAAUCGAUCCGUUUCGAGGUAAAUAUUUUUCCUACAAAUUUUGCGUUCGUAUAUUUCCAACAAUCGAACGAAACCUGUUGUAUACCUUGUAUAUUUAUAACACGUUUGAUUAAAUGGAAUUUUUUUUUUCCUUAGGAUUCAUUAAAAAUCUCUUCAUCGGAAAUAUUAUCUCCAUAAUUGUAAUACUUUAACGAUGUGUAUAUAUAUAUAUAUGGAAGAAAAUAUUAUCCCGGAACGCGGAAUAAAAAUGAUUCCCCCCCUCCCCCCAGCUUUCGCCAAUUCUCGUGGAGAAAAAACAGUCUCAUCCGUCUUAUUCGAGGAAAUUGAGAGGAUCGACAUCCGAGGGAAUAUCCAAGGAUCCUUCUGCUCGUUCGAUACGAAAGAAGAGCGUCGAAUAUUCAAUCCCACGAGCAAUUUCCAUUCCGUCCCGAUGAUUUCCCCGCCGAGAUCGAGUUAAUGAGAAUAUAAUCUUAGUUGUGCGUGGUCUCGUUCGUUCCGUGCACCCAAUACUCUUCCCAUUUUGCAUUCCGCGUCCUUCUUCCCUCUGCUCUGCAUCCAGUCCUUCCUUCCGCCAAUUACUCUCCGUCCCGACGUCGUCGCCCGAAAUUAUCCUCCUUCCCGCUUCGCCCACCUCCCACUCCUGCCAACCACCACGCUUUUCCACCCUUUUCUUUCGCCGAUUCUCCCAUUUUCUUUCUUCCUCUUUUUUUUUUUCCGAAGCAAACGCGAAGAAAAAUCGCUACUUUCGUAGUUCCAGCGGGAAGAAAGCGCGUUCCGUGGACGACGAUCGUUCGGAAAUUGAUUCGAGGCGAGGAGAGUUUGCUCGAAACGGAUGGACGGUCGAUCGACGGUCUUUUAAUUAAGACGUACUUUAAUCGACUUUGGAGAACGAACGCGGCGUGGCAGCCUCGUCUCGACGCCAUCGACGAAUUUUAUUAUUGUAGCCAAUUGACAUACAAUUCGAAAGACGUUGCCGAUUAUUAAACGGUGCAUCACGGUCGCACAAUGGCCCACCGACGACCGCACAGGAAGGCUUCUAUCACCGCUGAUUUAGCUUCAUUACGAUUUUUAUUAAUAAUUUCGCUAAUUGCCCGCUUUGCCGAAUAUUAAUUGGACGAGUCUGGGAACCGUGCCACGCGCGUUUCCGCCUUUUAAACUGCAACGUUAGAUUUCAUUAGAAUCUUGUCGCUUCGUGCGUGUGUAAUUCGUGAUUCGAUUUUUCCAUUUCUCCAUUACACCGUUUUAAAGAGCGUGAUACACACGUAUAUAUAUAUAUAAUAAAACAGCCUGUUGCAUAAGCCCCGGACAACUUCUCGUCCGCUGUAAAGUAACAGUCAUCGCUUCUAAGAAACUCCGUUACGAAUAUUGUAUCUGUAAGAUGUAGAGUUAGUUAAGUCAGCCGGCAGCUGUAUAAUUUAAUCUUGAUCGUGGCGUGUCCCAGAAUUAAAUUUGUUUAAACGUGUUCCAAUGGAAGCGAAUACUAUAAUUUUCGUGGGAUGAAGUAUUUGUGUAAACUUGUUUUUAUCCCGCUUGGUUUAAAAAAAAAAAAAAGAAAGAAAGAAAGAAAAACAACAAGAGAAUAAUCAACGAAUAAUCGUCGCGUUGUAAAAUAUACAUACGCACAUGUAUAAGAAACGCGAUUAAAUUAACAAAUAAGAAUUAUAAGGAUAAAAGUUGGAAGGGAAUUUUUCGACAAAUCCAUCUAUCGCUCGGUUAUUCGGUUUAGGGGACACAUUCACGAUCGAGCAGCUGCAACGAAAUCGAUGGAAUGCCGUUCUCCAAGUUGCACCAGAACUCGGCUGGUAACCCAGCCCGAUCAACGUACCGAUAAAGCACGUCGCGGCGCGGUGGCUAAAAUAAACCUUUGUCAUUUUUUUUAUUCGCACUAAAUUAAUCACCGCGGGCCGGGAAAUAUUUCACCGCAAAAUGCGAGAUGUUUUAUUAUAAGAUAACGACGACCGGUCGAAACUGCGGCCCCCUCGGCAAUAUUCCAAAUUAAUUGAUUUGAUAAACGAGUCGCGUCCAUUGAUAUACUGUUAUUCGUUAAAACGCUCGAGAACGAGAAAGCUCGAGGAAAUUUACGCGAGGAAAUAUGAAGACAAAUGUACCGAGACAAAUGCACGCCGCCGCUAUAAUAAUAACGAUUCUUCGAAACUUUACGGGCCAUCGUUUUUCUUCCUUCCUUUCUUCUUUUCUUUCUUUCUUUCUUUCUUUCUUUCUUUCUCUCUUUUCUAUAAUAAUCCGAAGGAAAGGAAGAUCGGUAUAACGAAAAUCUCAACGCUUCAUUUUUCCGAAAUUUCGAAAUUAAUCUCGAAUUUUUUAUACCUUCGUUUCCCCCUCGAUCGAAGGAAAAAUAUCGUGUGAUCUUCGAUAUCUUCGAUUUCUUCGACAAUACGAAAUCCUACAGCGAAGCGAUAAGCCCCAAUUCUUUUUUCAAACUCCGAAAAUCAACGAACCAUUAAACGCGACACGACACGAGUCGAAUAAAAUACUCAAAAAUACCCCUCCCCCUAUCUCUUUCAUUAAUCAGAAAAUCAGAGAAAAAGAAACUUACAGCCGUGUCGAAACCAUUUUCCAAAACUAUUUUCCCCUACGAUACACACAUAGGGAGAAGAAUAGUCUCGGAUCACGAUCGAGCGAAUCGAAAAGCUCGAUUCGAUCUUACCGGUCCGAUUACGAAUUCUCCCCACUCCUCGUCCCAAGUCGGCUCGCGAGAAGGAAUGCGAAUGACUCGGGGAUCCCGAGGAAAGAAAAAGUGGUUUCGGGGUGGCGAUGAACGGGUAAUUCGAUUUGCCAAUUGCUCGUUUUCUCGACGCCGUCUUCUCUUCUCCCCUGUACCCUUACGACGGCCCACCACUCGCUCGUUGAUGCCUCAACAAGUUGUAUACAUGUAAUCUGACCCAGAUCCCGGGGUCUAAGUGAGGUCUGACACGAGGGGAGAAAAGGAGGGGAAGGAGGAGAGGGAUGAUGGAGAUGGAGGCGGAGGUGGAGUAAGAAAGAGAAGGUGGAGGAAGGAGGGUUCUUCGGAAGCGGACAAACAAAAUAUAACAGCGAGAGUUACAAGGAAGGAUCCCGAGGAGAUGAAGGGUCUCCGACUAUCUCUCUUUCUCUCUCUCUCCCCCCCUCCCCGUUCCCGCUCCCCUCGCCGAUCUCCCUCAAGAUGGAGGAGAAGGAGGAAGAGGAGAAGUGUACCCUCUUGAAGCAUGAAUGGAUUACGAAGAGCCGUGUUCAUUCAUUCGCUCCUUACCGGCCUAGAAACCCACAAAAAGUGUAUCUCUCUCCUCGAGCAACGAUGGCGUAUACGCUGGCGCGGAGGAGACCCACCUUUUUGCCCUCUUUACUCACCCCACGCCCACGGGGGAUAGUAAUUGGGGUGUUGUUAAAUCGUUACGUUUAGGAAACGAUUGAGAGAGAGAGAGAGAGAGAGAGUUGUCCGUUGCUCUCGUUGAGGCUGUUUCGAGAAAAAGACCGAUUCUCCUAGUUCGAUCGUUCGUCGACGAUUUCAAGUGGCAGGAAACGAAGAAAAUUCUUCCAGUUUCUUCUUCCAGUUUCACUCGGAUACGGCUGGAUUACGUGGUUGCUCCUUCUGCGCUCUUCGUCGCCUCCUCUACCAUUUUUUUGCCUCAGUUUUACGACGGAGCAUGGAGUAACGAGCGUAUAAUAAGUUAAUCGACGUUGGUGAGAAUGAAACGGAAGAGGGAAGGUCGAAAGAUACGGAUUAAACGCGGAAAGAAAUUACGAUAGGAGGAGUUGGGUACAAGCGCGAGAAGAAAAAUAACGAUAAAGAUUGGAGCGUAGGCCGAGAUACUAUUGAAACCCGUUGACCCAGGUCGGUUUCUACCGGAGGCCUCGAGUCGUGGGAUUAUAUUCGUGGCGCUUCGUCAAUCUUAACCCGUCCUUGAUUCGUUCAUCCAUCCGUUUCUUUCGAAAGGAACGAGCCGGUGAAUUACUCUCGAAACGGCUCGUGAAACAUUUGCAUAUAAUGAUAAAUUAGAAUCGUUUACUCGUGAAUAGACACAUCCGAAUAGUUAAUUACGGUUAUUAUUUCGUCCUAUCGUAAAAUACACGUUGCCGUUAAACAACGUUUUAUUUCUUUACUACUAUUUAUAUUCUCGAGAAGUCGUCUCAAAUUUGUAUUUAAUUGAUUCAAGCCUGGAGAAAGAAACUGAAGAUUAUUAAUGAGAAAUAGGAAUAGUCGAGACUUCCAAUAAAGUCGUGAUCGAUCACGAUCGAACAAUUUCUUCGCAGCCUCCGUAUACGUGUUUCGCGUGUUCUCAUAGGGUAAACACGUUUCGACAUAUCGGGUCAACGGAAUCGCGAAGAAGAUCGAAAGGAAUAUACGUCGCGAGAAAAAAAAAAUCAUUCCGCCUUUGCGGAAUUUCAAGAAGAUUCGUCCUCUUUCGUUUUUCCAACACCGUUACCUCUGUUCUCGAAAUUCUCGAAAAUUUUACAAGUUAAAAAAAAAGAAAAGAAAAAAGUGCCGAAUCUCCGAAAAUGAAAAUCAAUCGAGAAAGCAACAUCGAUCGUCGAACGAGUACGACAGCUUAACGAGAUAUCGUUAAGCAAGGAGGGAAGCCGAAGCCACGAGUUUGACCGACCUUUCUCAAACUUGGAGAUCCAUUGAGGAAGGAGGGCAAAGGUCUUUUAAUGGAGAUGGGAAAGAAGCGAGAAAGACGGAAGGAAGAGAUGGAAGUAAGAAGACAAGAUUUUGCGGAGGGUCGUUUGCUUUUUGCCCGUCUGAGAUGUCGUCGGCAAACGUGUGAAGAAGCCAUCGUCUUCUCGCGACGUUUUGCGGCUAAUUGAAAGCGACAGUGACCCAUUUAUAGUGCCCCACCUAUAUGCCACAGAUUCUUUUUCUUCCCGCGAUGCCGGACGUGACGAUCGUAAAAGGAAAGAGGGGAGAGAGAAAAAAAAAAAAAAAAAGAAAA